UCCUAAGAAGCUGAAGAAGAAGCCAAAUUAGAGAGGUGCGAGAAGGCAAUGAAUACUAUCUUCUUGAAUGUUGGUGACCACGUACUGAGGAAGACUGAGAGAUGCACAACCGCUGCAGAUACAUGGUCUCUUCUCGAGGCUUUGUAUGUGCCUAAGUCACUACCUAAUCGUGUUCAUGUCCAACUCAAGUUGUAUGGGUUCAUGAUGCAUGAUCACCAAUCUAUUGCUUAACAUAGACAACUUCAAGGUAUAAACGGUUACUUCCAAGACGGUAUAAACGGUUACUUCCACUAACUCUCUAGACAGUAUAAAUGCAAGCUUCAUCUCUUGUUCUUAAGUGGUUCUAAUUCCGUCUGUCUUUAAAAUUUUCUCCUCCUUCAUCCGGUCAUUUCUCAAUUUUGUAUUCUGAAAAUAUCAACCUUUUCUUACUACGACUUUGGCAAAGUAUUCUGAAGAAUCAAAGAGUUGAGUUUUGGAAGCUAGAAUUUAUGAUUUUGGUUCAUUCUUCUUAUCUUAUAUAAUAGGGCCUUAAUUGGGUAAUGGGCGUUUUAGAUUUGAUUCCAUUGGUAAACGACUUUAGCCUUUGCGCUUAUAAAUGAAAUGUUGAUUGUUGACAAGGAAAAGAAAAACGUAUCAAAUUGAACCCAAGUCAAUUGUGAAAAAAACGAAUUGCCUUUACCCUAAUAACCAACCAACCCCCUUUGGUGUAAUUGCACAAAGGAAGGAUUCAACAAUCAUGCUUCUGGGUGAAACGUCUAUCCACGAGACAUACUACGAGAUCCUCUCCGUCAAAGAAGACGCGAGCUAUGACCAAAUCCGCAACAGCUAUCGAUCCGCCAUCCUCCACUCACACCCAGAUAAGCUAAACACCUCUCGUUGUUGUAGCUCAGACGACAAGUUUCUCAAGAUCCAAAAGGCGUGGCAAGUCCUAAGCGAUGCAGAGCUGCGCGUGGUUUACGACAACGACCUUCGGUCUUCGAGACAGGACGGAGGAACCACUGCUGAUGAGAUUAGUCUAGAGGAUAUGUCGGUGGAGAUCAACGGACAAGACAUGGAGAUUUUCUAUCAGUGUAGGUGUGGUGAUUACUUCUCUGUUGAUUCCUCUGAGCUUGAAUCGAUGGGUUUUGAGUUGUUGAAAGAGGGUGAUUGUGUUCAAGUUAGGAGAUUGGGUGCCUCGGUGGCGUCUGUGGUUCUUCCUUGUGGGUCUUGUUCUCUGAAAACCAGAGUUUGGGUUGGUUCUGACAUGAAGAUUCCUUUCCAAGAUGAUUCAGAAUUGAGGAACUCACUGGAUGGAUGAUCUUUGAAUGUGUGGAUAGAUUCUUUUAGGAGAAGUAUGUCUUGUUACCAAUGUGAUUUUGGUUGGUUCAGAUUUGGACAUUCUUCUACAAGCUUGUUUCUUUUGUGACUUGUGUACUCAAUUUUUAUAUUAGCCGGAGAGCUUUUAGUUCUGUAAUAACUAUAAUGGGUAACAAAAGGGGCAUUUGGAUUUCCAGUGUCGUCUCAUUUUUUUAUUUGCUUGGAGCUGAAUUGUAGCGAAGAUCUGUUUUAUAGUCUUCUUUAAAGUUCCA
This is a messenger RNA of Brassica rapa (field mustard), 1568 nucleotides long. RefSeq names its product DPH4 homolog. Gene Ontology annotation, cellular component: cytosol. Gene Ontology annotation, molecular function: metal ion binding. Gene Ontology annotation, biological process: protein histidyl modification to diphthamide. NCBI's taxonomy places the organism in Eukaryota, Viridiplantae, Streptophyta, Magnoliopsida, Brassicales, Brassicaceae. The record is from RefSeq and is a predicted model, not a curated record.